Molecule: messenger RNA, 2748 nt
Organism: Solea senegalensis (Senegalese sole)
Lineage: Eukaryota; Metazoa; Chordata; Actinopteri; Pleuronectiformes; Soleidae
Gene: igf2bp3
Product: insulin-like growth factor 2 mRNA binding protein 3
Exons: 16
Coding region: 579-2411 (610 amino acids)
Biological process (GO): regulation of gene expression; nervous system development
Cellular component (GO): cytoplasm; cytosol; nucleus
Molecular function (GO): mRNA 3'-UTR binding
Source: RefSeq, a predicted model, not a curated record
CUUUUCUCUCCACUCCCCUCCGCUGUCCCCACCCCAGAUUCCCGUGCAAUUUUCCCCAAUCCCAAACACUUAAUUGAGCAAUUGGGAUUCCUCACGUGUGGGCUGAUUUGUAGUUUGAACACGUGGCUCAUUCAAAAAACCGGAGUAGCAGAGGAUUUUUUUUUCUCCCUCUCCCCCCUUUUUUCUUCUUCUUCUUCUUCUUCUUAUUCUAGGCUCCGGACUAAGAGGCGGGCGCCAGCCUUACCGUGUGUGACACUCUCUGUCUCUUUGCCAAGGGGUUUGGGAGGAAGACACAAAGUAGUUUCUCCUCCUUUUUCACCCAGCCCGCCAUCGUUCGGAGAUUAAUAAUUGAGCAUUUAUUCAUUGCGCGAUAGAGACGGAGGGGCGAGGGAGCGCAGCGCAAACGCACUGUGAGGCUGCCAGUUUAAAUCUAUCUGUGGCUUGAACGACCGGGAAGCACGCCACGGUCACUCCGUAGUAGUAGAGGCGAUUUGGGCUACUCCAAAACAGUGCACAUCCGUGAGCGCAACUAACCGCCUCUCCCUCGGCGUAAAGAUUGUCUCUUCACGGCACACAACAUGAAUAAGCUAUACAUUGGCAACGUGAGCGCAGAAGCGACUGAAGAGGACUUCGAAAGUAUCUUUGAGCAGCGGAAGAUUCCGCACAGUGGUCCAUUUCUUCUCAAAAGUGGCUAUGCGUUUGUGGAUUGCCCGGACGAGAAGGCUGCAAUGAAGGCCAUCGAUCUACUUUCAGGGAGAGUUGAACUCCACGGGCAACUUCUCGAAGUUGAACACUCGGUCCCUAAACGUCAAAGGAGCUGUAAACUGCAGAUCAGGAACAUCCCGCCUCACAUGCAGUGGGAGGUUUUGGACGGAAUGCUUGCUCAGUAUGGUGCAGUAGAGAGCUGUGAACAAGUCAACACUGACACAGAGACUGCAGUCGUUAAUGUUCGAUAUGGAACCAAGGACCAGGCCAGGCUGUCUAUGGAGAAGCUGAAUGGAUCUAUGAUGGAGAACUACGCCUUGAAAGUGUCCUAUAUCCCAGAUGAAACCGCUUCACCAGAGGGUCCUUCAGGAAUGAACAGGAGAGGCUUUAACGCACGCGGACCUCCUCGUUCCAGCUCUCCAGGUAUGGGUGCCCGGCCCAAAGUGCAGUCGGACAUCCCUCUGCGCAUUCUGGUCCCAACGCAGUUUGUGGGCGCAAUAAUCGGCAAGGAGGGCGCCACCAUCCGCAACAUCACCAAACAGACGCAUUCAAAAAUUGAUAUCCACAGGAAAGAAAAUGCAGGUGCAGCAGAGAAGCCCAUCACGAUUCACUCCACCCCAGAAGGUUGUGCGAACGCUUGCAGAACCAUCAUGGAAAUCAUGCAGAAGGAAGCCAUUGACACUAAGUUUACUGAAGAGAUACCACUGAAGGUCCUUGCACACAACAACUUUGUAGGAAGAUUAAUUGGGAAGGAAGGACGCAACCUCAAGAAGAUUGAGCAGGACACGGGGACCAAGAUUACAAUCUCACCUCUGCAGGACCUGACCCUGUACAACCCCGAGCGGACCAUCACACUGAAGGGCUCAGUCGAAGCGUGUUCAAGAGCUCAGGAGGAGGUGAUGAAGAAGAUCGCAGAAUCGUACGAGAGCGACAUGGCUGCUAUGAACCUCCAGUCCAAUCUGAUUCCAGGCUUGAAUCUGAAUGCCUUGGGUUUGUUCCCCAGUGGAGCACCAGGCAUGGGUCCCUCCAUGUCCAGCAUGCCACCCCCUGGAGCACACGGUGGAGGCUCAUUUGGAUGCAGUCCUUAUGGGGGUGAGGGGCCAUUUUGGGCUUCUAUGCCGCCGGCGAGCAGCCGGCCCCCUGCUGGACACCCUGAGUCUGAGACGGUUCACCUGUUCAUCCCUGCACUUGCAGUCGGAGCCAUCAUCGGAAAACAGGGUCAACACAUCAAACAGCUGUCGCACUUUGCCGGAGCCUCAAUUAAGAUUGCCCCUGCAGAAGGAAUGGACUCCAAACUAAGGAUGGUAAUCAUUGUCGGACCACCAGAGGCUCAGUUUAAGGCUCAGUGUCGCAUAUUUAGCAAGCUGAAGGAAGAGAAUUUCUUUGGACCUAAGGAAGAAGUGAAGCUGGAGGCUCACAUCAAGGUCCCAUCAUUUGCUGCUGGACGCGUCAUCGGGAAGGGCGGAAAAACUGUGAAUGAUCUGCAGAACAUGUCGUGUGCAGAUGUGGUGGUGCCCAGGGACCAGACGCCUGACGAGAACGACCAGGUCAUAGUCAAGAUUAGCGGACACUUCUUUGCGUGCCAGCUGGCCCAGAGGAAGAUUCAGGAGAUUCUCGCCCAGGUGAGGAGGCAACAGCAGCAGCAGCAGCAGCAGCCACACAAGCCCUCAUCUGGAGCCCAAACUCCAGUGCCUCGCAGGAAGUAAAGUUCCAGCGGACCCAGAGGAACGGUGACCGAAUAUGCCAGAAGACUCAACAGAUGGACAGAUGCAGCAGAGUCCAGGAGGAAAAGACAAGGGGUCGCAAUGCUCAUCUCAGGGGUCAAAAAGGUUCUCGCCAACCAAACAUCCAACCCCUCCUUGUCUUACUUGAUGAACUUUCAAGUGUGGCUGCUGAGAGACGCCACGCCUCUUAACCUCCACCCACCUCAUCUCUGCGUCUCUGUAAAAAAAAAAAAGUACUUCUGAGGGCUCCCAACGUCGUCACCUGCCCUCACAUGCACACAACCCCCUCGACUGCUCUCCUCCUCCCCCCCCCUUUUGU